Molecule: messenger RNA, 708 nt
Organism: [Torrubiella] hemipterigena
Lineage: Eukaryota; Fungi; Ascomycota; Sordariomycetes; Hypocreales; Clavicipitaceae
Source: the annotation of a GenBank genome assembly
AUGAAGUUCACCAGCUUUGCCCUUUUCACGGCCGUCUCGGCUGUCGCUCCCAAGUACACUCUGAACAACUGGGACGAGCCGUAUAACGCUACUGAGCAUGCUGCCAUCCUGGCCAAGCGCAACGACGGCUGCUCCGCCGAUGCCAACGGCAAGACCUGCCUGCACAUUGGUAACGAGCAGAUUAACACUGCCAAGGACUUCAGCAAGGAGCCUGGUGAUGGUGACAUCCCCGAGGCCUUUACCAACAUCUGGGAGUCCUUCCAUGAGCGCUGCAGCGCUUCUCCCUGCGACAAGACCAAGAAGUGCUUUGAGGAGAACGGCAAGAACUACUGUGUCGUCUGGGAUGGUUCCUUCAUUGGCGAUGUCGACCCUCUGUACCAGCUGAUGCGCCGCAACUUUGACAAGACGGUUAGCAAGGACACGGAUAAGUCGACCGAGUCUAGCAACCCCGGCUGUGGUAAGCCCGUCUGUGGUCCUCCUUUGACGACUUGGCACGUCCACCACAACGGCCCGUCGUUUGUCGGAACCAACCACCGUGAUAACGACGGUGGUGACAACGUCCUUACCAUGACGAUUACUGAGGAGGCUAUUGAUGGUGACUGCCCUAAGUGGGUUGAGCUCAUUGGCGAUGCCGCUGGUGCCGUUCCCGAGUUUGGCGGCUACUUCUCUGCCGCUAUUGGCGUUGUUUGUGGCCUCAUCGGUGCUUAA